Messenger RNA from Magnolia sinica, 640 nucleotides. RefSeq lists its product as uncharacterized. Gene Ontology annotation, molecular function: ubiquitin protein ligase activity; zinc ion binding. The transcript is spliced from 3 exons. NCBI's taxonomy places the organism in Eukaryota, Viridiplantae, Streptophyta, Magnoliopsida, Magnoliales, Magnoliaceae. The record is from RefSeq and is a predicted model, not a curated record. The coding region runs from base 209 to 640 and encodes 143 amino acids. Gene Ontology annotation, cellular component: cytoplasm.
CCCGACUCCUUUUCUCACUCGCUGUGCGAGCGAGUGAGAGAGAACUUCGUUCUCUUUCUAGAGUUUUUCCUUGGGAUUUUCACACCUCAAUCGUCCCUCCUUUUUUUGCAUAGAAAACCCUAGCUCCGGCUUCUCUUCCUAUACUGAGAUUCUCCAACGCUGCCGCCUGGCGCAAAUUCCGCCGAAGCAGCUAAAGCAGAACCCUUCCAUGGCAGUGGAAUCCGUUGCUCCGACUACAAGAGACCUCCCACUGGAGGUCUUCGGGACGGAGACUCCGCCAGAAAAGCCCCGGGGUCGGGUUCUCCCAUCCAGAUGUUCAGCAGAUGGCGAUGCUAGAGCUCGGACCCUCUCGAGCAUAAUGCAGAAACUAUCCAAGGGAGAUGAACUUGAAAGCUCGCAUGAUCAGUGUAAUGCUUACACAGAAUUCUAUGUCCAAAAGGGCAUUGGCUAUCUAAUUGAUGAGGACUCAAUUGAGGAAUAUGAAAAGGUGGCAAAGGAAAAGAGGAAGGAGAAAUUAGAGCAACGGGAAGGAGUGGAGUUAAAUUUUCUCAACAAACUUGGUCAUGUCCAAAAGAUUAAGAUUCUGAAUGGCAUUGCUGAGAUGAAGAAUAAGCUUAGGUCCUUCAUGGGGCUACUAUAG